AGAUCAAGUCCUGCAUCAGGUUCCACGCUGGGCAUGGAACCUCCUUGGGAUUCUCUCCCUCUGCCCCACUCCUGCACAUAGGCACAUGCUACAUGUUGCACACACUCACAUAAAAUAAUGCCCAAGUAAAAGUUUGCUUUAAAACAGUGCAUUUACAGCAUUGUAACAGGAGGGUAUCCCUGCGGAGGAAGGUUUGGCUACGAUGGGGACUGAGCCAAUAAACAAACAUGUCGAAGAUGUUGGAGGCCAGGAUUCUGGCAGUCAGAAUGAGGUUGUCAAGACUGAAAACUAGCAUGAGCCCUGCGGUGUGGAAUGGGGCGCAUAGUGUGAACUCAUGGCUUCCCGCAGUUGCUGCGCUCCAGCUGGGGCGAAGGGCGUAGCAGGCCGGGGACGGCGGGAGGGUGUGUGUGGGUGUGUGCACCUUUGUCUGCUCUCGGUCUGCUGAGCCUGCAGGCAGCAACACCCCAGCAGCCGGCCGCACGCAGGGGGGCUUCUGAAUCCCAUCCUCCACCCGAAGCAACUAGGGCUGACCCCACGUCACCUGGGGAGAGAGUGAAGCGAGUCCAGAACAUUUUGUGUCACAAAGCAGGAAAGUGCUCUGAGAUUGAUGGGUUGCCUCUGGCCAAGCUGAAGACCAUUUGAAGAUCAAAAAUAAAUAAAUCACAGAGUUGGGCUCACUGAGUAAAGUAAGAAGCACGAGCCCAUGGGAAUGAAUAAACGGGAAGCUUAGGAGGACAGGGGGAGCCGGCAGGGACCCUCGAGGGCUGGAGCUCGAAGCACGGCAGGAAAGGACCAAGGAAACCCAGUCCUCCACGGGGCUCGCGGGACAUUCUUGUCACAAGGGAGGUGGCUGUCCAGCGGGGACACAGACAAGCCGAAAGAUGCCUGGCCUGUGGCCGUGCGGGUGUCGCGGGCACGAGAGCCAAGGAAAGGCUGGAGAACGUUCCAGGCUAAAGAAGCUGAAGAACCCCGCGGAGGGGUGGCUGUGAGCGUGGCUGGUGGCCUGCUUGCAGAGGUCGCCCGGCUGCGUCGGGGAUGACGCCCAGCCGGGGAUGACGCCCGUGGGCACAGGGAGCCCCCAGGAGGUGUUCUGGGGUGGGGUGGGGGAAGGAAGGUUGGCAGCUUCCCUGCAGGUGUUUCAGGAAGAAAAGAGCGCUUCCCCCCCCAAACUCCCGCUUUUCCGUAACUGCUACUGUUUCCAAAUGAGAACCAAAUUUUUUAGUGCCUUGCUAAGAGAAAAAUUCCCACAAAGGAUGUUCCUCUUCCAGGCGGAACGUGAGAUGUGGAGCGUGAGGGACGUCUAAGGAAAACCGAAUUCUGUUCUGCUGUGUUAAACACGUAGUGGCUUUAUAAUGAUUUUUUAAAUUUAUAUUUAUAUUCCUACUUGCCCGUCAUUUCACACCUAGAAAUGGGAGGAAAGCCUUCCCAGUUUUCUUUCAUGGAAAUGCCCACACCACUGGGAUGCUUGAGACCCGGUGGGUAUCAGGCACUCACAGCAAAGGGAGAAGAGGUGUCGCCCCCUGGAGGUCCAGGCCCCGUCCUGCCUCCCAUCUGUUCUUGGCACCUGCGGGAUGUGAAGCUAUUCUGGGCUGUUGAAUGAACAGGUAACGGUGUGGGCAGCUCCUGCUUACGGAGAAGCGGCUCACGUUAACUCCGCAUGCACAUGGGCGGCCUGCUGGGCACUAACUGGCCUGUGCUCCCAGCCCUGUCCCCUGACAGAUGCACAGGUGGGGCCGCACAGGGAAGGGCACCCCCUGCCUCACACCGGGCAGGGGGGGCGAAGGGGGCAUCACAGCCAUACUCCAUACUCGGUAUUCUCUCCACUUUCCCGUUCAGCUGGUUUUAAGUGGUACAGACUAACCCACUAACGUUUGAGUAAUUGGGUGUUUUAUUUUUAAGAAAUUUUUAUUUGAGGCUCAGAAUUUUUGGUUAAUGUUUUCAUUGAUGAGAUAUUUGAAAACCCACAAAAGAGCAUGCGUAUCCAGUGUUAGAGGAGACUUAACAGUUUAAAUUGUCGUCUUGCUCCCAGGUCACAGAGAGGCUGACGAGGGCAGGCGAGCCUUGCCAGCUCAGCUCACAGUGGUGAGAGACGGAAGUCCUGGUCCUCUGUCGGCUGGUGUGUUUCAGCACCACACCGGGAGACAGCGCCGUGCACGGGCCUGUCCUUGCGUUUCUGUCUGACCGCACCUUUAAACCAAGCAUCUGACUUUGCCAAUUUGAUUUUUGUUAGGAAGCCAUGGUGCCUUCGAGGCUUCUCUCACUGGGACCGAGGACUGUGCAUGGGGGCGUGGGGCGCUGGACUCAGGUCCAGCGGUGGCCGCCUUCGCCCAGGCUGCUCUCAGACAGCUGUGGGGACCACGGCAAGCACCAGGAACCCCCCAGGAAGAAACUGCUCUCCGAGAAAAAACUGAAGAGACAUUUCGUGGACCACCGCCGAGUGCUCGUCUGCGGGGGCCGUGGCGGCGACGGGGUGAGCUGCUUCCACAGCGAGCCCCGGAAGGAGUUCGGAGGCCCAGAUGGUGGCGACGGAGGCAACGGUGGCCACGUCGUCCUGAGAGCUGACCGGCAAGUCAAGUCGCUGUCCUCAGUGCUGUCUCGGUACCAGGGUUUCCACGGAGAGUCCGGUGGCAGGAAGAACUGCUUCGGGCGCAGUGGCGCCCUCCUCUACGUCCAGGUCCCAGUGGGCACGUUAGUGAAGGAGGGAAAGGAAGUCGUGGCUGACCUGUCGUGCCCGGGUGAUGAGUACAUUGCUGCUCUGGGCGGGGCAGGAGGAAAAGGUAACCGCUUUUUCCUGGCCAAUGAGAACCGCGCACCUGUGACCUGCACCCCCGGACAGCCCGGUCAAGAACGCGUCCUCUUCCUGGAGCUCAAGACGAUGGCCCAUGCUGGAAUGGUUGGGUUCCCCAAUGCUGGGAAGUCCUCCCUUCUCCGGGCCAUUUCGAACGCGAGACCCGCUGUGGCUUCCUACCCGUUCACCACUUUAAAGCCCCACGUUGGGAUUGUUCACUGUGAGGACCACCAGCAGAUAGCAGUGGCCGACAUCCCAGGCCUCAUCCGGGGCGCGCACCAGAACCGGGGCCUGGGGAGCACCUUCCUCAGGCACAUCGAGCGCUGCCGAUUCCUCCUGUUCGUCGUGGAUCUGUCGGAGCCGGAGCCGUGGACGCAGGUGGAGGACCUGAAGUUCGAGCUGGAGAAGCAUGAAGCUGGCCUGUCCGAGCGACCGCAUGUGGUCGUGGCAAAUAAGAUCGACCUCCCGCAGGCCCGAGCAGCUCUGCCCCAGCUGCGCGCCCGCCUGGGCCCGAGCGUCAUCGCCCUGUCGGCCGCAACUGGGGAGAACUUGGAGGCGCUGCUGCUGCGCCUGCAGGAGCUCCACAGCCAGCACGUGGGUGCCGAGCUCCGCUGGUAGCCACCGGGCCGCCGCCCAAAAGUGACCACCCUGAACGCGGCUCUGGGUGGAGACGAGAAAGUUGCUGCUUUGCCUUGCGCUGUCCCUGGCGCUCGCUCUCCAGCCAGCGGGCCAGGACCUCAGACGUGUCGGACAUGUGCGCCUCCUGCUGAUCUGCUCCCCGGGGCCUUCUGCGCCUGCCAGCGUGCUGACCAGCUGAGCUGGGCUCCCCACCCUUCCCCAGUACCUCUAAGUGGCGAGGAGCCCACGGCCAUGCGGCUGAGCCGCCUGACUUGGUGGGGCCGAACCCUAACCUGCACACAGACCCCACGCGGGGACCACAGACUCUGGAUCCCUGACACUUAUUGCCAGUGCUGGCUGCGGUCCCAGAGGCCGGCCCGCCCUACGGAGGGGACACGAAGACGCCGGGACAGGGAGCCUUCACAGCCGCAAGGCUCUUCUCAGAUGCCCCUGUCUGAGCAACGCAGUAGGGGCGACGCCUCUCGCGUUGUUCCCAGACUUGGCUGCUCUGUGCAGGAGCCGUUGGCUUCACGACUGAAUGCACCCAAUAUCCGACCCGGGGCUGUGCGAGUCAUUAGCUGAGGACACAGGCUCAUGUCCCCACGUAAAGCCUGCGGCUUCAGGCGUGUCCCUGGGAGCCCUUAAGAGAUGAUGUGGUUGGGGACCAGGGGUAACCAGGGGAAGGGGCCUCGGGCCCCUUGGGGAUUUGCCCCAGGGUCCUUGCUGCCAGCUGCGAGCGUGCUGGGGGCUGAGCCUGCCUCAGACAAGAAGCUUGUGCCCGAGCUUUCAGGAGCAGUUCCGUUUUGAUCUACCAUCAAAUCUGCAACUAGAACGAGAAUCCUUUGCCUGAAGCUUUAUUUUAAUGUCUUAUAAUUUCCGAGGUCCUUGUGUUCUGGAAACCAGAGAUGGGUUUUGCAAUCUCUUUGCUCUCUCUGGGGCCACCACAAAGGAUUUCGUAGAGUCGUGUUAAUUAUCGUGGCCUUUCAUCUCCAGCCGGCCCGCGCCAGUGCUGCGCCCGGGGGCGACACUGGGGGCCUCCCUGCGUCUGUCCUGCACUUGCCUGUGCCCCUGGCAGCCUCAGGACCUGACCCAGCUGAGGCACUGCUCAGUAUUUAUGGAGUUAAGAAAGGGAUGGUGUCUGA
Neogale vison (American mink) is the source of this 4548-nucleotide messenger RNA. It is a transcript of the gene MTG2, whose product is annotated as mitochondrial ribosome associated GTPase 2. Gene Ontology annotation, cellular component: mitochondrion. Gene Ontology annotation, molecular function: GTP binding; GTPase activity; magnesium ion binding. The coding region runs from base 2237 to 3406 and encodes 389 amino acids. The record is from RefSeq and is a predicted model, not a curated record. Lineage: Eukaryota; Metazoa; Chordata; Mammalia; Carnivora; Mustelidae. The transcript has 6 exons.